GCUCCAGGAUUGAGGUGUCGGUGCCUCAGUUGGCGGCUAUAGGGCGCGAUGGCGGUCUGGCCUUCUCCUGCUCCAGUGCGUUGCGGCCUUUCAGGAAUGUCCAAGGCCGCCGUAUGAGGCUUAUGGAGGACCCGUCCCCUCCUUCCUCCUCCCUUCCUCCUCCUCCUCCUCCUCUUCUCCCCUCAUGGAGCCUUCGGAGGGCGACGGAGAAGCAGCGGCGGCGUUGGCCUCUUCCUCGUCCUCCUCCGGGGAGGCCCUCUGGACGGCCGUCUUCGAGUACGAGGCGUGCGCCGAGGACGAGCUGAGCCUGCGGCCGGGGGACGUGGUGACGGUGCUGUCGCAGGACGCCCAGGUCUCCGGGGACGAGGGAUGGUGGACCGGGAGGAUCGAGCAGCGCGUGGGCAUCUUCCCCAGCAACUACGUCACCACCAACAGCAGCAGCAGCAGCCUCAGCCUCGGCGGCAGGCGGAGCCUUGGGCCCCACUUCCCUCGGGCCCCGGCCAUUCAGCUGCUAGAAAUUGACUUCUCAGAGCUUGUUCUGGAGGAAAUCAUUGGCAUAGGAGGCUUUGGGAAAGUAUAUCGUGCAGUUUGGAUUGGAGAGGAAGUUGCUGUCAAAGCAGCUCGUUAUGAUCCAGAUGAAGAUAUCAGUGAGGCUAUUGAAAAUGUUCGUCAAGAAGCCAAACUGUUUGCAAUGCUAAAACAUCCCAAUAUAAUUGCUUUGAAAGGUGUAUGCCUAAAGGAACCUAACCUUUGCUUAAUCAUGGAGUUUGCUCGUGGAGGGUCGCUAAACAGAGUGCUAUCUGGCAAAAGGAUACCACCAGACAUACUAGUCAACUGGGCUGUCCAGAUUGCUGGAGGAAUGAACUAUUUGCAUGAUGAAGCAAUUGUUCCUAUUAUUCACCGGGAUCUGAAGUCCAGCAACAUAUUGAUACUCGAGAAAGUGGAAAAUGGAGACCUGAACAACAAGAACUUAAAGAUCACUGAUUUUGGCUUGGCUAGAGAGUGGCAUAAGACAACCAAAAUGAGUGCAGCUGGGACAUAUGCUUGGAUGGCUCCAGAGGUUAUCCGUUCAUCCAUGUUCUCUAAAGGGAGUGAUGUGUGGAGCUAUGGCGUAUUGCUUUGGGAACUACUGACUGGGGAAGUACCAUUUCGAGGAAUUGAUGGCUUAGCAGUGGCAUAUGGGGUUGCCAUGAAUAAACUUGCUCUUCCUAUUCCGUCAACAUGCCCAGAACCUUUUGCCCGACUGAUGGAAGAUUGUUGGAAUACUGACCCCCAUUCAAGGCCAUCUUUUGCCAAUAUUUUAAACCAUCUAACCAACAUAGAGGAGUCUGGCUUCUUUGAAAUGCCAAAGGACUCAUUUCAUUCCCUGCAAGAAAACUGGAAAGUUGAGAUUCAGGAGAUGUUUGAUCAGCUCAGGGCCAAAGAAAAGGAGUUGCGAACAUGGGAAGAAGAAUUAAGCCGAGCAGCAGUUCAGCAGAAGAACUAUGAGGAGUUACUGCGUCAGCGGGAACAGGAACUGGCAGAGCGAGAGAUUGAUAUUUUAGAGAGAGAACUCAACAUAAUUAUUCACCAACUUUGCCAGGAGAAGCCCCGGGUAAAAAAACGCAUGGGCAAGUUCCGGAGAAACCGCCUCAAGCUGAAAGAUGGCAACCGUAUCAGUCUCCCUUCUGAUUUCCAACAUAAGUUCACAGUACAAGCAUCUCCAACCAUGGAUAAAAGGAAAAGUUUGAUCAGUACCUGCUCCAGCCCUCCUGCUAGUCCUACCAUCAUUCCAAGGCUCAGAGCCAUUCAGUUAACACCUAGUGAAAGCAGCAAAACAUGGGGACGGAACUCUGUACCCCAGAAAGAGGAGGAAGGAGAAGAAGAGAAAAGAGGUCAGAAGAAGAAAGUUCGCACAUGGGGCCCAAGUUCACUUUGUCAUAAAGAGCUAACAGCGGGUGACGAUGGCCUAAAGUCCCUUGUUGAUGGAUCAAGACAAUGGUCAUCCAGUGCUCCAAACCUAGGAAAAGUCCAGAGAACAAUAAUCCCUUUUCUAGGAUUUACAAGCCUAGCAGAAAUGGAAAAUGAAGAUGGUGAUUCUUUGAAAAAUGGGGAGAGCAAGAUGACACAAUCUCCUAGGUCUAAUGCAUCAUAUCUUUGCAUCCCAUUUCAGAAGAAUGAGGACUGGGAUGGCCAGUCCAGUGAUGCCAAUGAGGAGACCACUCCAAUGAACUCUGCCACAAGCACCCCUCAGCUCACCCCCACCAAUAGCCUCAAACGUGGAGGCUCCCAGUACAAACAUUGUGAGCUUGCCUUUCUUGGCUGUGGGGCUGUCUUAGCUGCUGCUGGCCUAGGCUUCGACCUCUUGGAGGCUGGCAAGUGCCAGCUGCUAACCCAGGAAGAGUACGAUGCCCCCAAGGAAGAGAAAAAGAAACGUGAGAGUAUCUUCCAGCGGGCUGGGCGCUCCCGUCAUAGUACCAGUUCUCCUUCAAGGAAGCUCUUUAAGAAAGAGGAGCCCACACUAUUUCUAGGGGAGCCAUCCACUUCGCUUACCCUGCUCUCUUUGUCUUCCAUUUCUGAAUGUAACUCCACACGCUCCCUCCUGCGCUCUGACAGUGAUGAGGUGAUGGUGUACGAGAUGCCUAUCAGCCCUGUGACAGUAAAGGCUCCCUUACCAGUUGUUAAUAACCCACUGGUGAAUAUCCGUGUGGAGAGAUUCAAGAGCGACCCCAACCAGUCCUUGACUCCUACACAUGUGACUCUUUCAUCUGAAGCCCAGCAAGGGGGGCAUAGACGCACCCCCUCUGAAGGUGCCAUAAAAGUGGCUGGUCUACUUGCCAAUGGGUGCUCUUCCAGUAAUUCUCCAACAGGAACACUGGGAGUAGGUGUAUUAAGAACACCCAGUCCAAGUCAGGGUCCAAAUGAUGUCCCUCGACUACCAGACCCCAAUCUCGUCUUUCCUCCAACCCCCAGGCGCCAUAAUACUCAGCAAGACUCCAUGCUGGAGAGACCUAAGACCUUGGAAUUCCUACCUAGGCCACGCCCUUCAGCUAACAGGCAGCGGGUUGACCCCUGGUGGUUUGUAUCCCCUAGUAAUGCUAGGGGUGAGUCCUCUGCUAAUAGCUCCAAUACAGAAACUCCUAGUAACCUGGACUCCUGCUUUGCCAGCAGUAGCAGUACUGUUGAAGAGAGGCCUGCACUACUUUCUUUCCAUGUCAGACUGCCUGAAGAAGAACGGACACUGUUGGACAUGGAUGUUGAAGGGCAGAAUGAGGACAGCACUGUGCCGCUAUGCAGAACUGAGGUCAGAACACACCAACCUGCAGCAUAUGAACUGAAGCCAGAGUUUUGGUCCUAGCAUGAAAUUCAUAAAGGGCUGAUAAACUCUGUUUGAUUUAGUUCUACUUCUUGCACUAAGAAUGCACUUUGAAGAUAUUUGAAGUAGAGUGAUGUUGCUGAAGUCAUAUUGCAGUCUUGUAUCCACUAAUGGUAAUAGGUUAUCUAUUUGUAGCUGAAUGUAGCUGAGCUACACAAAGCUGCAGAGUCCUGAUGUGGGGUUUCCUGUAGUCUUCCUUAUUUCUUCAUUACAGUGUUAAACUGCAACAAGCAAUGUGGUACAGUAUAUCUAAGCCUCCAUACUUAUUUGAUCUGCAAGUGCUGAGAUACUCAGUAUUGGUAUAGAUUUUGUGAUAACCUCAACUCCAAAAUUUUAAAUGUGAUGAUAGACAAUAAUGUUUGUUUACAGUCUGAUAAGCUACAGGAAUAUGUACUAACUGUCUCUACCAGAACUCUUGUCCCAUUU
Sceloporus undulatus (fence lizard) is the source of this 3781-nucleotide messenger RNA. It is a transcript of the gene MAP3K9, whose product is annotated as mitogen-activated protein kinase kinase kinase 9. NCBI's taxonomy places the organism in Eukaryota, Metazoa, Chordata, Lepidosauria, Squamata, Phrynosomatidae. The transcript has 11 exons. Gene Ontology annotation, biological process: protein phosphorylation. The coding region runs from base 185 to 3337 and encodes 1050 amino acids. The record is from RefSeq and is a predicted model, not a curated record. Gene Ontology annotation, molecular function: ATP binding; JUN kinase kinase kinase activity; protein binding.